UCCCCAUAAGUUCUCGUUUCUUCUUCGUCAACUUCAUCUUUCUUCCCAAACCCAACGCACAUUACCAUAUUACAUAUACUUUUUUCCAUAAAUAUACUUAACUAAGAACAAUAACUUCAUUGGGACAAUGGAUCUUCAAAUUCAAAGUAAACUAAUUAGGGUUUUGCUAUGUUGCAUCCCCAUAAUCUUCAAUACUUUCAAUGGCAAUGGUGUAGUCAUGGCUUCCCACAAGGUUAAUCCAAACUACCAGUCUGUAAGUGCUGUCAAAGUCAAGCAGGUUUAUAGAACCGCCUUCCAUUUCCAGCCCAAACAACAUUGGAUCAACGAUCCAAACGCACCAAUGUAUUACAAAGGACUUUACCAUUUCUUCUGUCAAUACAACCCCAAGGGUGCGGUGUGGGGCAACAUUGUGUGGGCGCACUCUGUAUCAACGGACAUGAUUAACUGGAUAUCGUUAAAACCCGCACUAGUACCAUCAAAAUGGUUUGAUAAGUAUGGUUGUUGGUCAGGAUCCGCCACAAUCCUCCCAGGUGAAAAACCUGUCAUUUUAUACACUGGGGUAAUAAAAGAGAAGCCAGAACCAGGCUACCAAGUUCAAAACUACGCGAUACCUGCCAAUUAUUCAGAUCCAUACCUCCAAGAAUGGGUCAAACCCGACAACAAUCCAAUCUUGAAGCCAGUUCAAGUGAACAUUUCGUCUUUCCGUGACCCUUCAACGGCUUGGUACAACAAUGGUCAUUGGAAAAUGUUGGUUGGUAGUAGACACUAUAGUCGAGGGAUUGCUUACCUGUACCGAAGCAAAGAUUUUGUUAGGUGGACCCGUGCUAGGCACCCGUUCAAUGAAAAGCUAGGUACGGGUAUGUGGGAAUGCCCAGACUUUUAUCCGUUAUCAUCUCAGGGUCAAAGAAACGGGUUAGACGCUUCAGCUAGUGGCACUAAAUAUGUUUUCAAGGUGAGCCUUGAUGAGACGAGAAAUGAAUGCUACAUGAUUGGAGAAUAUGAUUUGGUGCAAGACCGGUUUCACCCGGAUAAUACAUCCGGAUGGACCGCAGGGUUAAGAUAUGAUUAUGGAAACUUCUAUGCGUCCAAGACAUUCUUUGAUCCUAUCAAGAAGCGGAGAAUUUUGUGGGGUUGGGCUAAUGAGUCCAGCACAAAAGAUGAAGAUGUUGCCAAGGGAUGGGCAGGAAUUCAGUUGAUUCCACGUAUGGUUUGGCUGGAUCCUAGUGGAAAGCAGUUGCUACAAUGGCCAAUUCGGGAACUAGAAACCCUAAGGGGUAAGAAGAAGAAUCUAAAGAAUGUAAAACUCAACAAAGGAGAUAUCAUGGAAAUAAAAGGAAUUACUGCCGCUCAGGCGGAUGUAGAUGUUACAUUUACAUUUUCAAGUUUUAGUAAAGUUGAGCCAUAUGAUAAAAAGUGGGAAAAAUUUUCACCACAAGAUCUAUGUGGGAUCAAUGGUGCAACCGUACAAGGGGGACUUGGACCAUUCGGAAUUCUAGCAUUGGCCUCCAAGAAUCUUGAAGAAUACACUCCAGUUUUCUUUCGGAUUUUCAAGACUCAUGACAAGAAUUAUAAAGUUCUCAUGUGCUCUGAUGCUACUCCUUCCUCAACUAAUCCGAAUGAAUACAAGCCAUCAUUUGGAGGGUUUGUCGAUAUGGAUUUAACUAAUAAGACACUUUGCCUUAGGAGUUUAAUUGAUCAUUCAGUUGUGGAAAGCUUUGGAGAGGGAGGGAAAACAGUCAUCACAUCUAGGGUUUAUCCAGAACUCGCAGUGUAUGGUGAUGCACAUUUGCAUGUAUUUAACAAUGGUAGCGAGACCAUAACUGUUGAGAGACUUAAUGCUUGGUCCAUCAAUGCACCUAUUAUGAACUAAACCAAUUUGAUUGUAAAUUAAAUCAUAGAGAUACAAAUAAGUUUGAGAUGGUAUUAGUUUUUACUAAUGUCAUAUCUACUAUAUAUUUUUAUCAUAAAAAUGUAUUCUUGAUGGGAUUUCUAUUUGUAUUAUAAUUAUGCAUUGAAAAUUUGGAAUAAACUAUAUAUAGCUUUCCCUUC
This is a messenger RNA of Helianthus annuus (common sunflower), 2049 nucleotides long. Its product is annotated as beta-fructofuranosidase, insoluble isoenzyme 3. The record is from RefSeq and is a predicted model, not a curated record. Gene Ontology annotation, molecular function: hydrolase activity, hydrolyzing O-glycosyl compounds. The transcript is spliced from 6 exons. Bases 128 to 1870 code for a protein of 580 amino acids. Lineage: Eukaryota; Viridiplantae; Streptophyta; Magnoliopsida; Asterales; Asteraceae. Gene Ontology annotation, biological process: carbohydrate metabolic process.